Molecule: messenger RNA, 393 nt
Organism: Fraxinus pennsylvanica
Lineage: Eukaryota; Viridiplantae; Streptophyta; Magnoliopsida; Lamiales; Oleaceae
Source: the annotation of a GenBank genome assembly
AUGGUGAUUUCCUUGUGCAAGUUGAUGAGAGAGUAUACUAGGCUUUCGUACAGCUUUCUCUCAUCUGCUACAUAUUCUGAUAUAAUCUCAAAUCGUGAGGGUUAUUUUCGGGUUCUUGAUUUUCAUGAGAUGAAUAAUGCUGGAAAUCACCUCGUGGCAGCCAACUCUGUGUUCGAAGAUUAUUGUGAUGCUGAUGACGCCAUUCGUGGCCGAGAUGGGUAUGAUUUUGAUGGUCAUCGAUUGAGGGGGAGAGGAUCAUCGUACGAUCGCUAUAGUAAUUACAAUAGUGGAGGUAGUCGUAGUCUUCUUUCAAAGCGUUCUGACUAUAGAGUUUUGGUGACUCGCCUGCCUUCUUCAGCUUCAUGGCAAGACUUGAAGGAUCAUAUGCAUUGA